AUGCCACCGCCCGGUGCACGUCGCCUGUCGCUGGUGGUGCCAUGGAGCGGCAACAACUGCUACCAGACAAACCAGCAGAAUCGGCCUCCGCCAACUCCUUGGUCAGGAGAUGCCACUGAGUUCUUCAAAGACUACCGGAACCUGCAUGACAUCAACCGCUUCAUGGCGAAGUUGGCGCAGGAGAAUCCCCGAUUCGUGGUGCUCCGAGAGAUCGGGCGCUCUUGGGAGGGAAGACCUCUUCAGGUGCUUGAAAUCACCGACCACCACUCUGGAAAUGUCGCCGACAAGCCGUGCAUCUUCCUGGAGGGUGGCAUCCACGCACGAGAGUGGAUUGCACCUGCUGCGGUUCUGUACAUCGCAGGCGCGCUCGUGCGAGAGUCCAGCUCUGCCGAAGUGCAAAAGUACUUGCAGGACUUCGUCUUCACCCUGCUGGUUCCGGUGAAUCCUGACGGCUACGUCUACUCCUGGGAGGUGAAUCGAAUGUGGCGAAAGACGAGGAGCAAUCGGACGGACUACUUGUGCCGUGGACAUGUUGCCGGCGUUGACGCGAACAGAAACUGGGGACUUACAUUUGGCGUCACAAACGAUGCAUACUACGACACUGAUGGCAAGAUGCAGAUCUCCUGGGUUGCCUUCGGCCCGCAGGAGGACACCCAUACUUCAAGCCAUGCGGAUGGCGAAGGUGACCUGGGGAAGCAAGGGGCCGCAGUUUGA
Messenger RNA from Symbiodinium sp. CCMP2456, 714 nucleotides. The record is from the annotation of a GenBank genome assembly. NCBI's taxonomy places the organism in Eukaryota, Dinophyceae, Suessiales, Symbiodiniaceae.